AAGAGCCGUUGCUAUCCCGCUGCCCUCUGCACUAAAUCUCCAUCGAGGCUCUUUUGAGAGGGCGACGGGGAAAAGAAUAACACAAAUAACAACAAAAACAACAGAAAGCCAACGGCAAUGUCCGCCAGCUCCGCUUUCAACGACGAGAAGGGGGGCUCGUCCAGCGUCGGGGAGCCUGAAUAUGGUCACGACCCGGCGAGCGGAGGGAUUUUCUCGUCCGACUACAAAAGACACGACGACUUGAAGGAGAUGCUGGACAGCAACAAAGACUCCCUGAAGCUGGAGGCGAUGAAGCGCAUCGUGGCUAUGAUCGCCCGGGGGAAAAACGCGUCGGAUCUUUUCCCCGCCGUGGUGAAAAACGUGGCCUGUAAAAACAUCGAGGUGAAGAAGCUCGUCUACGUUUACCUGGUGCGUUACGCCGAGGAGCAGCAGGACCUCGCUUUGCUCUCCAUCUCCACCUUCCAGCGAGGGUUGAAGGAUCCGAACCAGCUGAUCAGAGCCAGCGCCCUGCGAGUCCUUUCCAGUAUCCGAGUCACGAUCAUCGUCCCCAUAAUGAUGUUGGCCAUCAAAGAAGCCGCCUCCGACAUGUCUCCGUACGUCAGGAAGACGGCCGCUCAUGCCAUCCCGAAACUCUACAGUUUGGAUCCAGAACAGAAGGACCAGCUGAUUGAAGUCAUAGAGAAACUCCUCGCUGACAAAACCACAUUGGUGGCGGGAAGCGUCGUCAUGGCUUUCGAGGAGGUGUGUCCGGAGCGCAUCGACCUGAUCCACAAGAACUACCGGAAGCUGUGCAACCUCCUCAUCGACGUGGAGGAGUGGGGCCAGGUCGUCAUCAUCAACAUGCUGACCCGCUACGCCAGGACCCAGUUCCUCAACCCCAACAUGAACGAGUCGCUGCUGGAGGAGGAAAACGACAAGACCUUCUACGGCUCGGACGACGACGAGGAAGAGGAGAAGGAAAAGAAGGCGGAGGCUCCCCUGCCGAGGAGGAAGCCGUACGUGAUGGACCCCGACCAUCGGCUGCUGCUGAGGAACACCAAGCCGCUGCUGCAGAGCCGCAACGCCGCCGUGGUGAUGGCUGUGGCUCAGCUGUAUUUCCAUCUGGCCCCUAAAGUGGAGGUGGGGGUGAUUGCCAAGGGCCUGGUCCGUCUCCUGAGGAGCCACAGUGAAGUCCAGUAUGUGGUUCUGCAGAACGUGGCCACCAUGACGAUUAAGAGACGGGGAAUGUUUGAGCCGUACCUGAAGAGCUUCUACAUCCGGUCCACAGACCCGACGCAGAUUAAAGUCCUCAAGCUGGAGGUUCUCACCAAUCUGGCCAAUGAGACGAACAUUUCCACCAUCCUCAGAGAGUUUCAGACUUACAUCAAGAGCAUGGAUAAAGACUUUGUGGCCGCCACGAUUCAAGCCAUCGGCCGCUGUGCCACGAACAUCGGCGAGGUGAGGGACACGUGUCUGAACGGCCUGGUGCAGCUGCUGUCCAACCGGGACGAGUUGGUGGUGGCGGAGUCGGUGGUGGUCAUCAAGAAGCUGCUGCAGAUGCAGCCGGAGAAGCACAGCGACAUCAUCAAGCACAUGGCCAAGCUCACCGACAACAUCCAGGUGCCGAUGGCGCGGGCCAGCAUCCUGUGGCUGAUCGGCGAAUACUGCGAGCACGUCCCUAAGAUCGCCCCCGACGUCCUGCGGAAGAUGGCCAAGUCGUUCACCAACGAAGAAGACAUCGUCAAGCUGCAGAUCAUCAAUUUGGCCGCCAAGCUCUAUCUCACCAACUCCAAACAGACCAAACUGUUGACGCAGUACGUUCUCAACUUGGCCAAGUACGACCAGAACUACGACAUCCGCGAUCGGGCGCGCUUCAUUCGUCAGCUCAUCGUGCCUACGGAGAAGAGCGGCGCGCUGAGCAAGUACGCCAAGAAACUGUUCCUCGCCCUCAAACCGGCGCCGGUGCUCGAGUCUCCAUUUAAAGAUCGAGACCACUUCCAGUUGGGCUCAUUGUCCCACUUGCUGAAUGCCAAGGCCGGCGGCUACCAGGAGCUGCCCGACUGGCCCGAAGCCGCCCCCGACCCCUCCGUGCGCAACGUGGAGGUGAAGGAUUCUGUUUUUUCGCUGCUUGAAAGAGUCGCAACAUUAACGAGUGUGCCCGAGUGGACCAAGUGCAGCAGCCGAGAGAAGAGGAAGGAGAAGAAGGUGGAGAAGCCCUUCUACUCCGACUCGGAGGGCGAGUCCGGGCCGACGGAGUCAGCUGACAGCGAGUCGGACUCGGCCAGCGGCUCGGAGAUCGGCAGCGGCGUCGUGGGGAGCGGCUCGCGAACGGCGAGCGAAGAGAGCGAGGAAGGCUCCGAGUCUGAGGAAGAGGAGGAAAAGGACAAGAAGAUGAUGACGGCGAAGAAAGAAUUAAAGAAGCCGGUGCAAGAAAGCGAAAGCGAGCAGAGCAGUGAAGAAGAAGAAGAGAGGAAGCGCGAGAGGAAGAAGAGUAAACCGCGCAAGAGCGAAUCCGACGACGACGACGACAGCGAGUCUGAGAGCAGCCGAUCGGAGUCCGAGGACUCCGAGUCUGAGGCAGAGGUCAAAAAGAAGAAAAAGGCAGCUGCCUCCAGACCUCCUGCUAAGCCGCUCAAGAAAGAGAGCAAGAAAGAAAUGUCCCUGCUGGACUUCGAUGACUUCGAGCCGGCUCCGCCCCCUCACGUCACUCCUCUCAACAGCUUCCUGUCCAGCAGCCUGGUGACCGACCUGGAGGGCCUGUCUCUGUCUGACGCCGCGCUCUCUCCGGCAACCCUUUCCCCCUCCGGCGCGAUGAAGAGCUACGAGCUGCUGCACCGGAUCCGCGGCGAGGGUCUGUCGGUGGAGUACUGCUUCAGCCGGCAGCCGUUCAGCCCCGACGCCAACAUGGUGGCCGUGCAGAUGCAGUUCACCAACAGCGGCGCCGCGGACACCAAGAGCCUGCACAUGGAGGACGUGAAGCUGCAGUCCGGCAUGAGGGUCAAGGAGUUCCCGGAGAUCGAGCUGCUGCCAGCAGGCGAGACGGCGACGGCUGUGAUGGGCAUCGAUUUCUGUGACUCGACGCAAGCGGCGAACUUCCAGUUGUGCACUCACACCAAGAAAUUCUUCGUGUCGAUCCAGCCGCCGGUCGGGGAGCUGAUGAGGCCCGUCUUCCUGACGGAGAACGAGUUCAAAAAGGAGCAAGGUCAGCUGAUGGGCAUGAACGAGCUGUCGGAGAAGCUCACCCUAGACGCCGAGUGUCGGAACGAGCACGCCAUCGUCCAGAGGGUGACCGCCGCCGCCAACCUCAGCCGGGUGCCCUGCGGCUCGGACAAGGAGUGCAGGUUCGCGGGCCGCACGGUGACCAGCGGCAGCCUGGUGUUGGCCACCGUGGUCACCAAGGAGGCGGCCUCCGCCCAGCUGACGGUCAACUGCGAGAAGAUGGUAAUCGGCACGAUGCUGGUGAAGGACGUCCUGCUGGCGCUGACGCAGUGACGCCCCCCCCCUCCCCCUCUCAGUGACCCCGCCUCUCGCAUAGCGCCCGUCACGCGUGUAGCAUCUUUUAGAAACGACUGCCGUCUCCACCGAACGACAAUCAGACGUGACCUGAUGUGAAAUCCCUCGCUCCCUUUUUAAGUUUCUCACGACGUCGUGAUCCCAAAAAAUAUUUUUUUCCUUCCGCCGGGAGACGAAUUUGAUUUAUUUUGAAAUAAUUUAGCAGAAUUUGAAUUUGUCUUCCUGUCGGCGGGACGCAGCGCGACGUGACCGUGAGAACGAACGAAUGAAGGAAUGAAAGGCGAGUUCAGUGAUGGACGGAAUACACAAUUAAUUAAAAAAAAGAAACAAGGCAAAUAGAAGAAUACGCAAAAGAAGAUCAAAACAAGAGACGGCGGCUUGUUUUUGGACCCAGACGUACGUUCGCCGUUAAGCGACCUCGGGAGGAGGAAGUCGGGUGACGUAGUCAAACUUUUAUUUGGGGUAAUGUGGUGCGUAAAAAUGGACGGAUGCUGUUGGGUGAGAGGAUGAAAGGAAUAGUCCAAAGUCUGAUUUUAAAAAAACAGAACAAUCUUGUUUCAAUCAUAAAGUUUAUUUUAUUCCAAAAUACUCGGUGCCCCGAGUAAGUCGCUCUAUAAAGUUUAUUGAAAUAAAACCGGAAUAAAGACGGAUCUUUAUGGAUGAGCGUCUCCGUCGUGGUGCAGUCGUUCACUUAUGAAAACUGAAGAUGUAUAAAUGUUAUUGUGUUUUACAACAUGUAAUACAGUACUGCUAUAAGUAAGGUGUGUGUGUGUGUGUGUGUGUGUGGGCGUGAUGACACUAAACAUUUAAUUAGCCGUUUUUAUAAUGACUCAAAAUGACACUCGACUUGAAAACAUCAUGAAGCAUUUUCUUAUAAUAAUAAUAACACUGAUAAUAAUAAUAAACACUGGACAAUAAGUAGAAAAUCACUUUAAUCACAAUAUUUAAAAGUCUCACAUUUUACAUUUAGUUAGAUUCAAAAAUCUGCCUGAGAACAAAUCUAUUUAUCAUUAGUUACCAGAUUAACUUCAGAUAAUUUUAUUUUCAACAUUGAAAAAUAAUAAAAAUAGAUUUCCUUGGCUCAUAAAAUGUAAGAAAAUAUUAAUCUAUUUUUUAUUUAUAGUUUUUCUUUGUCUCAAAACCCCCCAAAAGACUUGAAAACCAGUAAAUAUUCACAUUUAAGAAUCUAUUAUUAACACAAACAAACAAGUUGUUCUUUAGAGGUGCUGGUUUGCUUCCAGUCGUUAUGCUAAGCUAAUGGACUAGCUGCAUAUUUAUUAUUUACAUAUCAGUCUCCUCAUCUACCUUUAAUUUUCUACUUUAAUUCAGGGUUAAAAUCCUCCCGGCUUCGACGCGUUCCGUAACCAUGACGUUUACUACGUCAACAAACCUUCCCCAACAUCCCAAUACGACUCGAUUAUUUACGUUUUAGUUCACGAGAAUGAAUCGCGAGACCUUUCCAGAUCGUGACGGCGUGAAGUCGAGCGUCACCGCGGCCUCGUCUUGUUUUCAGGUCAGAGGUCAUGUGACUUCUCUUCUCCGUCCAAGCUGCAUGUUUCUUAUAUUUUAACACGAUAUCUGUGUAUUUAUUGUUUUACCGUCGUAAAAUGUGUUUUACCAAAGGAGUACGUUACCGAGCGCCGUCAGCGCUUUUAUUUCUGCCUUUUCUUCUUUUUUCUUUUUACCUGCUGCUUUGUUUACCAUGAAACCUCUCAGACCUGACGUGUGAGUCAUGAUGAAGAAUGUAAAGAGUAAAAUACACGACACUGCUGAUGUAAACGCUGAAAAAGAGACUGAUACAUUAUUUAAUUCAGGUCUUGCAUUUUUUUUUUUAACCUGCAUCUUUCAAAUAUCCAAAGUGUUUAAUUUAAACCGUGUGUGGUUGUGAAAUGUGGUCCUGAAGUAUUACAAGUUUAUUUAUUAUACAAAUAAAAAAAAUAAAAACCAAAA
This is a messenger RNA of Pseudoliparis swirei, 5442 nucleotides long. RefSeq names its product AP-3 complex subunit beta-2. The transcript has 28 exons. Gene Ontology annotation, biological process: vesicle-mediated transport; intracellular protein transport; anterograde synaptic vesicle transport. NCBI's taxonomy places the organism in Eukaryota, Metazoa, Chordata, Actinopteri, Perciformes, Liparidae. Gene Ontology annotation, cellular component: membrane coat; AP-3 adaptor complex. Bases 118 to 3471 code for a protein of 1117 amino acids. The record is from RefSeq and is a predicted model, not a curated record.